This is a messenger RNA of Carassius auratus (goldfish), 1688 nucleotides long. Its product is annotated as P2Y purinoceptor 14-like. Gene Ontology annotation, biological process: G protein-coupled receptor signaling pathway. Gene Ontology annotation, cellular component: membrane. NCBI's taxonomy places the organism in Eukaryota, Metazoa, Chordata, Actinopteri, Cypriniformes, Cyprinidae. The record is from RefSeq and is a predicted model, not a curated record. The transcript is spliced from 3 exons. Gene Ontology annotation, molecular function: G protein-coupled purinergic nucleotide receptor activity. Bases 76 to 1047 code for a protein of 323 amino acids.
CUGUAUUUAAGGAAGUGAUAGCCAGUGUUCGUCUGUAAAGCCUCAAGAUAGAGCGUUACGGUACAUAUUUCUCUCAUGUCUGGUUCAAUGUCCAGCUCAAUCAUGGAACAAAAUGCAACCAAUUCAACUGAAGGAUCUUGUGGCUUGUCUGAAAUGCCAGCUCGUCCGUUCUUCUUCUGUUUAUACACAGUAAUUUUUCUGGCAAGCCUGGUGCUCAACAGUAUUACAAUAUACGUAUACUUUUGUAAAGCUAUACAUCAGUCCAGCAUCACAAUCUAUAUGAAGAAUCUGGCUAUAGCCGACUUGUUUGUGUGCCUGUGUUUGAUAUUACGCAUUGCUAAAUAUGCUAGCACUUCAAUGGAAAUUCAGCGUAUCUACUGCAACUUUGGUGCUCCCACUUCCUACCUCAACAUGUACUCCAGUAUUCUCUUCAUGUUCUACAUAGCUGCAAACAGGUACAUGAAGAUCGUACGACCACUGCAGACCCACAUGCUGCAAACAGUCCGUUCGACCCGCUACAUCUGCACCAUGACCUGGGCCGUCCUGUUGUGCCUUAAUUGUCCCUACAUUGUUGCAUUUUUCAGCGCUGAUAAACAAACCUUAGCCCACAGUGGUUUCGACUGUGACAGCUUUCAUAACAACUUUCUCCAACAGAUCUACUUGGCCUUGCAGAUCAUGUCCUUUGUAAUGUUUUUCUUUGUGCUGGUAUCCCUGAUUCUGUUUUACUGGCUGAACGUACGGAAGCUUUGUCAAGCGCAGUUUACGAUGCCAAAUCAGCAUGGUAAUUUUAAGCUGAGCAAGUCAAAGCGUAAUAUGCGGGUUUUGGUGGUCAUUUUCUGCGUGUGUUUUGUGCCGUAUCAUCUGGUGAGACUGCCAUACGUGUUCAUUAAACCCCUGCUGAACGACUGCACAACAGAGCAGGUUUUCUACUUCCUGAAGGAGCUGAGCGUCCUGCUCGCAGUACUAAAUGCCUGUUUGGAUCCACUUAUCCACUUUGUCUUUUGCAAGACCUUCAGAGCACAGCUUAAACUUCAGAGAUUUUGCUAAUCAUAUUGAGAUAUAAAGCUCUGGGUUAAAAGUAAAUAUUAAGUUGAAUUACAGGAAUGUUCACCCCAAAAUGAAAAUUCUGACACUGUUUGCUCACCAUCAUGUUGUUUCAGACCUGUAUGUGUUUCUUUCUUCUUUUAAACUCAAAAAAAGGAUGUGUUUAACAGUCGAUGGUAGCCACUGCCUUCCGUUAUGGAAGACAAAAAUACUAUGGAAGUCAAUGUGGACCAGUAACUGAUUGGUUACAAACAUUCUUUAAAAAAUAAAAAAAAUCUUCUACUGUGUUCAGAAGAAAAAGGAAAAUCAUACAGGUUUGCAACAGCUUGAGGGCGAUUAAACGUAAACUUGAGUAAACUAUCUCUUUGCUUAUAUUAUGCUGCUUUAUUAUGGUCUCAUUUUUCACAACACUCAGCAUUGGGUGAGAGAGAAGACCAUCUAAAACUGUACUUGACAAACAUAACAUCCAUAUUUAAACCCGAUUUGAACCCCCAGUAAAUCCUCAAUUGGGUGACUGCAGGGAUUUAUAAUAAUAAAUUAGGAAAACCUUUCAGACAACUGGCAAAUGUUGGUAAAUGUUAUCAAGUGUUUAUUUUGUAAACAUUCUUUUUAUACUGUAAUUUAUUUGACUGGAUUUUAUUGUA